Salvelinus namaycush (lake trout) is the source of this 1896-nucleotide messenger RNA. Its product is annotated as interferon-induced GTP-binding protein Mx-like. Bases 1 to 1896 code for a protein of 631 amino acids. Gene Ontology annotation, cellular component: cytoplasm; nucleus; membrane. The record is from RefSeq and is a predicted model, not a curated record. Gene Ontology annotation, biological process: defense response to virus. The transcript is spliced from 12 exons. Gene Ontology annotation, molecular function: GTP binding; microtubule binding; GTPase activity. Lineage: Eukaryota; Metazoa; Chordata; Actinopteri; Salmoniformes; Salmonidae.
AUGUUCCAAGACGAGCUGGCGAAGAAGGUCCGGCCCUUCAUAGACUUAAUAGAUGACAUGAGAUCCAUAGGGAUAGAGAAGGAACUACCACUGCCAACCAUUGCUGUGGUGGGAGACCAGAGUUCAGGAAAAAGCUCUGUGCUGGAGUCCCUUUCUGGGGUGGCGCUGCCCAGAGGGACUGGUAUUGUCACCAGAUGCCCACUGCUUCUUCAACUCUGUAAUGACAGGACAGUGAAAUGGGAGGCUGUCAUCUCAUAUGGAGGGCAAAACAUUCCAUUUAACGAACCUUCAGAAGUCGUGAGACACGUUGAACAAGCUCAGAAUGCGUUAGCUGGAAAGGGAGUGGGGAUAUGUGAAGACCUGAUCACUCUAAAGAUCACAUCCUCCACGGUGUGUGACCUCAGUCUGAUUGACUUACCAGGGAUCACCAGGGUGGCUGUGAAAGGACAACCAGAUGACAUUGGAGUCCAGAUCAAUAAUCUCAUUAUGAAAUUCAUAAAGAAUAAGAUAACCAUUAUUUUGGCGGUGGUACCAUGUAAUGUUGACAUAGCAACAACAGAGGCCCUGAAAAUGGCACAAGAAGUGGAUCCUGAAGGCACAAGAACUAUGGCCAUUCUAACAAAGCCAGACCUGAUAGACCCAGGAGAAGAGAAGAAUGUGUUGGAAAUUGUCCAGAAUAGUGUCAUGGAUCUCAAAAUGGGCUAUUUCAUUGUGAAAUGUCGUGGUCAGAAGAAAAUUGAUGAAAAUAUGUCCAUUACUGAUGCGAUUGAGGAGGAGUUGGAAUUCUUCAAAACUCAUGAGCACUUCAGAUCCCUCCUGCGUGAGGAGAAGGCAACCACCAAGUGCCUAGCCACCAAGCUCAGCAAUGCCCUGGUCAAACGCAUCAAGAAAUCCUUGCCCCAGAUGUCAGAAAAUAUAAAGGAAAAGUUGGGGAAGGUAAAGCAUUUAUUGAGUCAAAUAGAGGGCGGGCCUCCCAAGGAACCUGCAGAGAAGAGAAAGUACCUCAUUCAGGUCAUAACAGAGUUCAAUGAGCAGAUUACCCAACUGUCCAAAGGGGAUACUAUCAUUGAGGAAAAUCUCUUUGCGCUAAUGCGAAAGGAAUUUACAGAGUGGAUGGAAUGUCUGAAUAAUGCCAAAUCACAUUACCACAAAGUAGUGCAACAAGUGGUGGAUGAAUAUGAUCAGGAGCACAGGGGAAGCGAGCUGCCAGGAUUCAGUAACUACAGGGUAUUUCAAAAUGUUGUUCAGAAACUAGUGGCUGAACUUAAAAAACCAGCUAUGACGACACUACAGACAAUCAGAGAAAUGGUGCAGAAGGAAUUUGAUCAUUUGUCCAAAGAGAUCUUUAAGAAUUAUCCUUAUCUUCAAGAUGUCUCAAAGAAAAACAUUCAAACAAUCCAGGAAAAGCAGUCAAUCAUAGUGAAGGAGAGGAUCGUGGAGCAGUUUGAGAUGGAGAUACAGGUCUACACACAGGAUGAAAUCUUCAACAAACAUAUUCUAGAGGGGGAAACGGCAGACUACUCACACCCCUCACUCCUCUCAGAUCUCUCAGACGAGGACAGCUCAGACGAGGAUGAAACACAUGUUCUAGAGAAGGGGGAAAAAGCAGAAGGCUCAGAUCACGACACCAGGAGCAAGUACCCUGGGCUGCUCAAGGCAUACUAUGAGAUUGUGGUGCAAAGACUGGCUGACCAGGUGCCCAUGCUGAUCCGUUACUUCAUCCUGAAGCAGUCAGCCAAGAUUGUGUGCAGUGAAAUGCUGGAUCUGCUACACAGAGAUGACACUGAUAACAUCCUACAAGAGAAUUCAGAGAUCGCACAGUAUCGUGUAAAGUUGCAGGCCCAAGUGGAUCGCCUUGUACAGGCCAAUGGCAAGCUCAGCAGCCUCAGAGGGUGA